Molecule: messenger RNA, 2300 nt
Organism: Phyllotreta striolata
Lineage: Eukaryota; Metazoa; Arthropoda; Insecta; Coleoptera; Chrysomelidae
Source: the annotation of a GenBank genome assembly
AUGCUCCAACGAAAGCCAUUGGCUAUUAAAGAAUCAAAGAUGAUACAUCCUUUCUUAUUGCUAAUAUUGCUUACUCUAGCAAUAGUAGUUGCGGAUUUUGACAAUCAUCCAGGGAAACUAUGCACGGACAUAUCCAACAAAGAUGCCUGCGACAACAUAGAACUAGACCAGACCUUCGAAUGCGCCGAAAAUGUUAAUUCAAUGACCGAUUGUGCUUUGAAUAUUAUUAAUGAAAAGCAAGAAUUUGCGAUUCUACAACCCGAACAAGCUUUCUUAGCGGCGAGUUUCGCGUCUGAUAACGUGACUGUUGUUGCUGAGGUAACCACGGAGAAACGACCUUACCGAACGGUGGUUUUAGCGCGGAUAUUCUACAACUCCUUCAAGGACUUGAGGAACAAGCGCUUCUGCCAUCCGGGCUUCAAGCACGACGAACUUAUCACCAGGUACGUCCUGCAGGAGUUCGAAGCGAAGAUAAUCGAACUGAACAAUAGCUACUGCCAGAGCGCCGCUCAAACGCUCUUAGAGAAGCGAUUGGGCGCGCUAUCCAGCUUCUUCGGGCCCUCUUGCCGCCCCGGGGAAUGGGUUAUCGACGAUCCCGCUCUAGACGCCGCCUUAAAAAAGAGUUAUUCAAAUCUUUGCGAACUAUGCGGUCCGGAGAAGUGCAAUGUGAUCUAUCAAGAGCCUUUCCAAGACGCCCUGACGUGCCUUAGAAAUGGCGGUGACGUGGCUGUUACCAGUCUUUCGCAUGCCUUGAAAUUCUUCAACGAUUCGAACAAUAUCGAUGAUUUCGUUUACGUGUGUCCCGAUGGACGGCCGAAAAAACCCCGAGACGGUCAUUGCACGUUCACCGAACAAAUGGAAAGGAUCGUUAUAUCCGAACGGUCUAUAGUGGAAAAGACUCAAAACUACUUGAAUUUAAACUUGGCCAAACAUAAAUCGCUUAAUGGUUUCGUCAGACAAUCGCGCACUUCUCUGCCAUUUGAAGAUUCUCUAGAAGUUCUCCUAGAAUUGAGCGAUGCAGAUGCCAUAACCACUAUACAAGCAAUACCACUAAAAGCAUAUGUAUCUAAUCGGAGGAACAUUCCAAGCAUAUCGAAGAACACCUAUUGCGAGGAGACAGUGAACUGGUGCACUGUCGAUACGAAGGAACAAGAAAAGUGCCUUUGGAUGCAACAAGCCGCCCUGAACGCGGGCCUACAACCCGUCAUUCAUUGCGCACAAACCAAAGACAAAGACCCCAUAUCUUGCAUUAAUGAUAUAAAAAACGGAAAGUCUGAUGUGGCCUUCAUCGACGUCGACUACGGUUACAGUGCUUCGAGGUCUGGUUUAACGUACGCCGCCUAUCCAGAAACCUACAAUAAAGACCUAGCUGCCAUAGUUGUAGCAGUUCGAGCUGUUACGAACGUCGUCAAUUUGAAGGGAAAGAAGUCGUUGGUAAACCCCAAAUGUUUUUAGAGUGGCUGGCGUUCAUCGACCUGUUGAAAUCGAACAACCACACGUCGAAGUCGUGCGAUUUACACGAAGACUUCGAGGAGUACGUAGGCGAUAGCUGCGUGCCCGGCGCUAAAAAUAAGUAUUUCGACGUUAAGAACGCUGAGAAGCUGUGCGCGCAAUGCCUGACGAAUAAUGUUUUCGGACCCCCAAAAACAUGCAAUAACGACCAGCAAAACAAGUAUUACACAACGGAUGGUGCGUUGAAGUGCCUUGAAGAUAAUGCUGCUGAUUUUGCCGUUGUUACAAUAUCGGAUAUCGAGCAGUUUAAAGAUAAAACGGACAGUUUUCAAGUCUUUUGUCGUAACGGAUCUAUGGCUAAAAAUAAGGGUUUAUUGGCCGAUUCCGAUUGCGCUCUCACUAAAAUUACCACCGGGGAAAUAGUAGUGAAAAACAACACGGUGAAACGAUCGAACAUCAUACAGCUUCUGAAAGGAAUCGAUUUGGAAUUCGGGCAAAGUCCCAGGAAAAUUUUCAAAGUGUUCCAGGAAUUCGACAACGUUCCCGAUCUGCUCUUUCCUAAUUCUACUCUUGGAUUCGUUUUUGACGGAGAUGGAUUGGGUAAACCGGUGGAGAAUUUCAAAAGCUUGUUGGGAAAUGCGGAAAAGUGUGAUUCUAACGUGGAGAGUGAUUCUAACGUGGCUCAUGAUCCGGCUUCUUCUACUUCAAUCUGCUGUAUUCUUUUAUAUAUAAUCGUUGCAAUAAUCGUUUUUGGAAUAAUCGUUUUUUGCAUUGUAUUUAAACCGAACCCGAAAGGCCAAUGUCCAGUCGGAGAGAAACAGAAUAAUACACAAGCCACUGAAUCGUAA